Molecule: messenger RNA, 2098 nt
Organism: Cucumis sativus (cucumber)
Lineage: Eukaryota; Viridiplantae; Streptophyta; Magnoliopsida; Cucurbitales; Cucurbitaceae
Product: patatin-like protein 3
Exons: 3
Coding region: 139-1482 (447 amino acids)
Biological process (GO): lipid metabolic process
Source: RefSeq, a predicted model, not a curated record
UUCUUCUUCAUCUCUUCAUAUUCUCCAUUUCCAAUUCCUCUCUUCAACUCACAUAUUUUCUCCACUUCUAAUUAUUAAUUAUCAUAAUCUUUUAAUCUUAAUUCCUUCUUCACUUUCCUGCUUUUUUAUCUCUGCAAAAUGGCUGCUCUUACCUCAUUUCCUCAGAUUAACGAUAUCGAUUCCGCCAUGGCUGGCUUCGAUGUUGAUAAGCUUACUUAUGAGAUCUUCUCUAUUUUGGAAAAUAAGUUUCUAUUUGGUUGCGAUGAUUCAGAUCAGAAGCUACAUGUCGCUCCUCAGCCUCCUCUUGUGGAUGCCAAUGCCUUUAAAUCUGGAAAGCAUAACUCAGGGAAGGUUAGGAUUUUGAGUAUUGAUGGUGGAGGUUCUACCGAUGGGGUCCUUGCUGCUAAGUCACUUACGUAUCUUGAGGAUUUUCUCCGUCGGAAGUCGGGAAACCCUCAUGCCUGCAUUGCAGAUUAUUUUGAUGUGGUUGCUGGUUCGGGAGCGGGAGGCAUUCUCGCGGCCUUGCUGUUUACUAAGGGGAAAGAUGGUUAUCCUCUGUUUACGGCGGAUGGAGCUUUGAAUUUUCUGAUUAAGAACCGUCGGGAGAUUUUCCGGUCAUCGGAUGGAGGAAUCCUCAGACGAGUGUUCGGCUCGACGAAAGUGGAGAAGUUGUUUAGGAAGACGUUUGGAGAGUGCACGUUGAAGGACACGUUGAAAUCGGUUUUGAUUCCGUGCUACGAUCUCUCCACACGAGCGCCAUUCCUGUUUUCUCGUGCCGACGCUCACGAAAUGGACGGUUACGAUUUCAAGAUUCGCGACAUUUGUAUUGCGACGUCUGCAGAACCGACAGUCUCCGGAGCUGUCCAAAUGUCAUCCGUCGACAAGCGAACGAAAAUCGCAGCCGUCGACGGCGGCAUAGCGAUGAAUAACCCGACGGCCGCUGCAAUCACUCACGUGUUGAACAAUAAACAAGAAUUUCCGUUUUGCAACACCGUGGAAGAUCUCCUCGUAGUAUCUCUCGGAAACGGAGAGUCAGACUUCAGCGCCGUAAACCUAAAUUCAUCUCCUGCCUCAUUCACAAGGAUCGCCGGAGAGGGAGCUUCCGACGUGGUUGAUCAAGCUGUUUCUAUGGCAUUUGGUCCGCACAGGGCAACCAAUUAUAUUCGUAUUCAGGGAAAUGGGAUUGUUGGGGGUUUGGAGAAGGGAAAAAGAGGGCAGAAGAUGAAUAGGAUAAACAUAUUGGAAAAAGCAGACGAAAUGCUAACACAGAAGAACAUAGAAGCUAUUUUAUUCAAAGGAAAGAAGAUGAUUGAGAACACAAAUUUAGAGAAACUUGAGGUUUUUGGUGGAGAAGUAAUCAAAGAAGAAGAGAGAAGAAAAAGUAGCAUCCUCCCAACUGUAUUAUUGAAACAAGCUGCAUUUCCAUCCCCAAGAACAUCCUCUGCUUCAGCCACAACACUCUCCACAAUUUCUUCAUGCUAAUACUUAAUUAUUUCAAUCAAACCCAAAAAAACACUCUGAAUUUGGUGGUUAGUUUAGUUUCUAUAUAUAUAUAUAUAUAUAUAAAUCAAUCAAUCGAUCAUGAACCCAAAAAAAAACGAUGAAUUUGUGUAUUAUGUAUGCUGCUGCCGCUCGCGAUGAAAUGGAAACGUCCGAGUCUGAGCUGAGCUGCCUUUUUUUUUUCUUUUACUGAAUCCUUCUGGGGUGUGGUUGUUGCAAACAAAUAUGAGGGCUUUCCAAAUGCCCCAAUUGUAUAGUUUAAAAACACAAACUGAGAGAGAUUUUUUUCUUUCAUUUUUUCAUUUUUUUUAUGGGGAGAGUGUGUGCUUUUAGAGUAGAAAGAAAGAGGGAGAGAGAGAGAGAGAGAGAGGUUUGAGUUUUGUGUAAUUUUACAUAUAAUAUCCCAUUGGUAAAAUUUGGGCAUUUAACCUCUCUUUCUUGUGUUUGUAUUCUCUUUUUGAGUUAAGUGUGUGAUGAUGAUUUAUAAUCACUUUCACUAGUGGACAAAGGACAUGGGGUCCUUUGGGAAGAACAAACAAGGCCCAAAAUUGUAAUAGAUCAUAGUGUUUAUUUAAUGUCACAUUAUUAAUUCCUCUUU